Pygocentrus nattereri (red-bellied piranha) is the source of this 4614-nucleotide messenger RNA. It is a transcript of the gene doc2g, whose product is annotated as double C2-like domains, delta. NCBI's taxonomy places the organism in Eukaryota, Metazoa, Chordata, Actinopteri, Characiformes, Serrasalmidae. The record is from RefSeq and is a predicted model, not a curated record. Gene Ontology annotation, cellular component: membrane. Bases 251 to 1486 code for a protein of 411 amino acids. The transcript has 11 exons.
GGUUCAGGGGAAAGAGAGGGAGUAGAGAGGCAGAGCUUGAGAGAAAGAGAGGGAGAAGAACGCUAAAGAGGGACCAGAUAACAGGCUGUGCGAGACACACAGAGAGAGAGAGAGAGGGAUCGAGUGGAGGGGCAGAUAGUGAAUGAGGCUGCUGUGGAUUCAGUGCUUUUCAGUGUAACAGACAGACAGACAGACAGGAUGGAGCACUGGAGCAGAUGAAGACCGACAUCGGUCCUCCCUCUAGGUCCAGAUGAGUGUAUCUAAGCCCCCCCCUGCAGCCCACCCUGCCCUACCCUCCCCUCACCUCUCCAUCCCGCCAUCCUCGCCCUCCUCCUCCUCCUCACCCCCUCCCUCUGCUCCCCCCUCCUCCCCUCUCAGGAUCUCCAUGCAGGAGCACUUUGCGAUAAACGUGUGUCCCGGUCCCAUUCUGCCCAUUCCCCAAAUCUCAGACUUCUUCCCACGCUUCCACGACUUCCCCCUGACUCCACCCCCGCCCCGCCAGAAACAGACCCCCUCACCCCGGGACACGGACAGAGAGCGGGACGGAGAGAGGGAGCACAACGGAGAGGAGAAAGAGCUCGCCGACUCCGACGAUGAUGACACUUACCUUGGGACUCUGGAGUUCAGCCUGCUGUUUGACCAGGAGAACAACAGCCUGCACUGCACCAUCCAUAAAGCAAAGGGUCUGAAGGCCAUGGACUCCAACGGACUCGCCGAUCCUUAUGUGAAGCUCCACCUCCUGCCUGGAGCGAGCAAGGCAAAUAAGUUGCGCACUAAAACCCUGAAGAACACAUUGAAUCCAGUGUGGAAUGAGACGCUGGUUUAUCACGGCAUCACCGCGGCCGACAUGACUACCAAAACUCUCAGGCUGUGUGUUUGUGAUAUGGACCGCUUGGGUCGUAAUGAGUUUAUCGGUGAGGUCCGAGUGGCUCUGAAGAAGCUGAAAGAGGGAGAAACCAAACGAUACAAUAUGGGCUUAGAGAGAAUCGCUCAGACUCGAGAGGGCAACAACCAGACUGUGGAUCAGAGCUCUCAGUUGGUGGAGGAGGAGCGUGGUCGUAUCCUGGUAUCUCUGUGUUAUAUUGUGGAGAAGACGUCUCUGGUGGUGGGAAUUAUACGCUGUGCCCACCUUGCUGCCAUGGACUCCAAUGGCUACUCUGACCCGUUCGUCAAGAUCGUUCUCCAGCCGGAUAUGGGGAAGAAGUCCAAGUAUAAAACAUCAGUGAAGAAAAAAACACUAAACCCGGAGUUUAACGAGGAGUUCAUAUAUGAGGUUCCUCAUGACCAGCUGGCGAAGAAAACCCUGGAGAUCUCCGUGUGGGAUUAUGACCUGGGCAUGAGUAAUGACUUCAUAGGUGGAGUGGAGUUGGGCAUUAACGCUAAAGGCGAACAGUUGAGGCACUGGUUCGAGUGUCUGAAAUAUAAAGGGAAGAAAGUGGAGUACUGGCACACACUCACACAGCAGGGGGCGCCGAGCAGCGACUGACACAAUACACACACACACACACACACACACACACACACACACACACACACACACACACGUAUACGCACAUUAAUUAAACAGAUCUAGUAAUAAUAAGAAGAUGCAAUAAACACAACUCUUUUGUUACGAGAUGCUGAAGCGUGAGGACGAGGCCAGAAACAUCCCUCAUGCAAUUAUGUGACCGAGCUGCGCAAACAGGGGUCUGUGUGUCACUGUGCUGUAAAAUGCCCCACAAUGCAAGCUCAAGCUGCAUCUCAGCAUUACAGCAGGGGGCAAUGUAGUAACAGCCAAGCCUGGCCAAGCUCUCUCAUAGCGCCAGCACGACUGUGUCACUCACAGGAUCACUCAACUGGAUCGUUCAAAUAAACACAUGAUCAUCACCUCUUAAUUCCAACAGCACACCUAAAGUGGCUCUGACUUCCUUACUUACAUGUUUAGUCAUUGCAGCUGUUGGAAUUACAGUAGAUCGCCAUUCACAGGCGCUCUAAAUUGAAUCCAUUUACACAUGACCUGAUUAGUUCUCUGUCUGCUGGAGCAACAGUAGAUCUCACUUACAGACCCUCUGAUCUAGCUUCUAUCUGUAGGAAGAACGGUAGAUCCCCUUCACAGAUGCUCUGAUUAGAUCCCAUUUACAGAUGCUCUGAUUUGUCCUGUAUCUAUUGGAAUAACAGUAGAUCCCAUUUACAGAUGCUUUGUUUUCCUCCUAAUCUAUUGUAAUAACAGUAGAUCCCAUUUACAGAUGCUUUGUUUUCUCCCUAAUCUAUUGUAAUAACAGUAGAUCCCAUUUACAGAUGCUUUGUUUUCUCCCUAAUCUAUUGUAAUAACAGUAGAUCCCAUUUACAGAUGCUUUGUUUUCUCCCUAAUCUAUUGUAAUAACAGUAGAUCCCAUUUACAGAUGCUUUGUUUUCUCCCUAAUCUAUUGUAAUAACAGUAGAUCCCAUUUACAGAUGCUUUGUUUUCUCCCUAAUCUAUUGUAAUAACAGUAGAUCCCAUUUACAGAUGCUUUGUUUUCCCCCUAAUCUAUUGUAAUAACAGUAGAUCCCAUUUACAGAUGCUUUGUUUUCCUCCUAAUCUAUUGUAAUAACAGUAGAUCCCAUUUACAGAUGCUUUGUUUUCUCCCUAAUCUAUUGUAAUAACAGUAGAUCCCAUUUACAGAUGCUUUGUUUUCUCCCUAAUCUAUUGUUAUAACAGUAGAUCCCAUUUGCAGAUGCUUUGUUUCCCCCCUAAUCUAUUGUAAUAACAGUAGAUCCCAUUUACAGAUGCUUUGUUUUCUCCCUAAUCUAUUGUAAUAACAGUAGAUCCCAUUUACAGAUGCUUUGUUUUCUCCCUAAUCUAUUGUAAUAACAAUAGAUCCCAUUUACAGAUGCUUUGUUUUCUCCCUAAUCUAUUGUAAUAACAGUAGAUCCCAUUUACAGAUGCUUUGUUUUCUCCCUAAUCUAUUGUUAUAACAGUAGAUCCCAUUUGCAGAUGCUUUGUUUCCCCCCUAAUCUAUUGUAAUAACAGUAGAUCCCAUUUACAGAUGCUUUGUUUUCUCCCUAAUCUAUUGUAAUAACAGUAGAUCCCAUUUACAGAUGCUUUGUUUUCUCCCUAAUCUAUUGUAAUAACAAUAGAUCCCAUUUACAGAUGCUUUGUUUUCUCCCUAAUCUAUUGUAAUAACAGUAGAUCUAUUUACAGAUGCUCUGAUUUGUCCUGUAUCUAUUGGAAUAACAGUAGAUCCCAUUUACAGAUGCUCUGAUUUGUCCCCAAUCUAUUGGAAUAACAGUAGAUCCCAUUUACAGACACUCUGAUUUGUCCUGUAUGUAUUGGAAUAAUAAUAGAUCCCAUUUACAGAUGCUUUGUUUUCUCCCUAAUCUAUUGUAAUAACAGUAGAUCUAUUUACAGAUGCUCUAAUUUGUCCUGUAUCUAUUGUAAUAACAGUAGAUCCCAUUUACAGAUGCUUUGUUUUCUCCCUAAUCUAUUGUAAUAACAGUAGAUCCCAUUUACAGAUGCUUUGUUUUCCCCCUAAUCUAUUGUAAUAACAGUAGAUCCCAUUUACAGAUGCUUUGUUUCCCCCCUAAUCUAUUGUAAUAACAGUAGAUCCCAUUUACAGAUGCUUUGUUUUCUCCCUAAUCUAUUGUAAUAACAGUAGAUCCCAUUUACAGAUGCUUUGUUUUCUCCCUAAUCUAUUGUAAUAACAAUAGAUCCCAUUUACAGAUGCUUUGUUUUCUCCCUAAUCUAUUGUAAUAACAGUAGAUCUAUUUACAGAUGCUCUGAUUUGUCCUGUAUCUAUUGGAAUAACAGUAGAUCCCAUUUACAGAUGCUCUGAUUUGUCCCCAAUCUAUUGGAAUAACAGUAGAUCCCAUUUACAGACACUCUGAUUUGUCCUGUAUGUAUUGGAAUAAUAAUAGAUCCCAUUUACAGAUGCUUUGUUUUCUCCCUAAUCUAUUGUAAUAACAGUAGAUCUAUUUACAGAUGCUCUAAUUUGUCCUGUAUCUAUUGUAAUAACAGUAGAUCUAUUUACAGAUGCUCUGAUUUGUCCCCAAUCUAUUGGAAUAACAGUAGAUCUAUUCACAGAUGCUCUGAUUUGGCCUCUAUCGCCCCCUUGUGUUUUAAGCACCACAGAAAAGUAAUAAUGCAUGUUGAGUUCAUACAGUGGGGCCGUGGGUUUGCAACGCGUUCACAUACUUGUGUUGAUUAUGUUUCUGGCCUGCAAGGUAAAGAUGUAAUGAUGAUGUAAUGUCUAGAUAUCACAUUGUCUGUAAAAAAAAACAUGUUGUGAUGUGAACACAGGCUGGUGUCACUCACUCAUUCCCGGUCUCUCCUGUAAGACUGUAGUGUUGUAACGAUGGUCUCAGGCUGUGGCGUUAUUAAUAUGUUUAUUAUGAGUUUGUUAAAGAGGCUGUCAACUCCACUGCACGUAUGGACAAUGUCCCUAAAGACGUGGCUUAAUAAUCCAUGGCUAAAGCUAGAUUUGAACAAUUAUCAUUACAUUUGGUUUGAAUUGGAAACGGCAUUGCAUUAUAAAAUCAAACCACAAAAUGCUAAUUAGCUAGGUAGUUAACCAAUAAAAAAAAAUCUAAUAAAAAAAAAAAAUUAAAUUAGUUAAAAACGGUUCAGCCUAUAAAACACAAACAUUUCCAGCCUGCUAG